Aegilops tauschii subsp. strangulata is the source of this 448-nucleotide messenger RNA. The record is from RefSeq and is a predicted model, not a curated record. Lineage: Eukaryota; Viridiplantae; Streptophyta; Magnoliopsida; Poales; Poaceae.
CACUUGCCCAUGCAUUGUUGCUUCAGAUGGACUGACCCAGAACUCCCAGCAAGUUGCCUGAGGAGCAGAAUAAAGACGUACAGCCUAAAUGCUUCUCCACUGUUGUCAUAUGUAUGCAUGAGUUGCUUGUUUUUCAGGAGUUUCUUCAGCUACGAGUUCAGAACGCGAUGCCAUGGUCUCCCUGUGCUGGUUGGUUCAAAUAUACAUGUAUCUCUGCUUCUCUCUACCAUGGAACUGUCAGUGAGACAAAUACUUGGAAUCCUGGGGGGAAAAAAAAGGUGCACCCUGGGACUGAUGCAUGUCAACAGAGAGGGUGGCAGUACUAUCACUAGCUGGUGUGGUGGCCUCUUUAAUCUUUAUGAUGUUCUUGACACCAACCAGUAGAGCCUGCAGCUGAUUCCGUUGAGGGAGGGAGAUGGGGCAGAGAUUGUGCUGUUGGGUGGGGUGG